AAUAAGAUCCCGUCCAUGUUGGAGAGAUAUACUGAAACCACACGCCUGGGAUCGGUGUAUCUUUGGAUUAGGACUUACACAGUAGUAGGACAACUGAACCGAUCGGCAGACUUUCUUUGCAUGCGGAGGACGAGGCGACUUAGCGUGACACCGGCGUCGGCACUGGUAGAGAACACGCAGACAAGGAGCACGGACACGAGAUCACGGCGACAGCUACAGAUCAAAGCUACUUGAUGUGGGAGUGGCGAGACUGCUGAACCUGCUUCAAAGACAUCGCCGACUAGCACCACCAGAACAAGAGCAAACCCCUGACAAUGUCGUUCACCACGGUCCCCGUGCUGGACAUGGCGCUCGCCGACGACCCGGCGGCCAAGCCAAAGUUCCUGGCCGACCUGCGGCACGCGCUGAUGGAAGUCGGCUUCUUGUAUCUGAAGAACGUCGGCAUCCCGGACGAGCUGUUUGAGAAAGUCAUUGCCGAGGGGCGCGGGUUCUUUGACAUCCCCAAGGAAGAGAAACUAAAGAUCGAGAUGAAGAACGCCCGCUCGUUCCUCGGCUACUCACAACUCUCCGCCGAGAUCACCGCUGGCAAGAUUGACCACCGGGAACAGAUCGACCUCUCAACUGAGCACCCAGUCCCGCCGCCAACGGCUCCGCUCUACGAGAACCUCCUGGCGCCCAACCAGUGGCCGUCCACCGCCGUCCUCCCGCACUUCCGCCCUGUCUUCACAGAGUACAUGACGCUCAUGUCGGCCAUGAGCAUCCGCUUCAUCGCGCUCGUGGCGGAGGCCAUCGCGCUGCCGGCCGGCGCGUUCGACAAGUACUUUGACCCCGCGGGCCAGCAGCAGCACAAGCUCAAGGUCGUCAAGUACCCGGACGUCGCGGAGCUCGACCUGCCUGCCGGGACGGAGGCCCAGGGCGUGGGGCCGCACAAGGACAGCAUGCUGACGAGCUACCUCCUGCAGGCGAGCCACCACCGGGGCCUGCAGGUGCAGAACAUGGCGGGCCAGUGGAUCGACUGCCCCCCGAUCCGGGGAACCUUGGUCGUCGCGAUCGGGCAGGGGCUCGAGGCGCUGACGCGGGGCGUGUGCUGCUCGACCACGCACCGCGUGGUGAGCCCGCCGGCUGGCGAGGGAGCCAGGUUCAGCAUCCCCUUCUUCCAGGGCGUGCGGGGCGGGACGACCUUUAAGGAUCUCGAGGAGGUCGGGAUCGGGCAUGCGAUUCCCGAGAGCGUGGUCGAGCAGAGGAGGAAAGUGCUCGAGGCCAACGGCGGCAAGAGGCUGGACGACUGCGAGUUCACGUUCCGGAGCGGCGGCGUGGCGGCCACCCUGGGCGAGGCGACACUGCGCAACCGCGUCAAGAGUCAUCCGGAUGUAGGGGAGCGGUGGUAUCCCGAUAUCCUGAGGGAGAUUCGGGCCGAGCAGGCUGCGCUCGAGAAGCAGCAGGACGGUGCGGGUAAUGGUGGUGGUGCUGCUGUGACGAACGAAGCGUCGGCAGAUGCGACACAGACUCCGGUUGUGCGGGCGCACUGAAGACGACAUGCACCUCGAUAGAUCCUGUCAAGGCCAGGAAAGCCUUCACGUAGC
Molecule: messenger RNA, 1583 nt
Organism: Microdochium trichocladiopsis
Lineage: Eukaryota; Fungi; Ascomycota; Sordariomycetes; Xylariales; Microdochiaceae
Exons: 3
Coding region: 315-1529 (404 amino acids)
Molecular function (GO): dioxygenase activity
Source: RefSeq, a predicted model, not a curated record